AGCUUGGCGAUAGGGAGAGGUUGGUGUAUGAUACGCUGCCUCUAGUAACAUUGUGAGUCCAACAUCAAAAGAACAUUUUGAAUUACAAGAAAAACAGCGAUUCAGAAAACAAUAUUUGUAUGAAAAUCAAUUACAAUAAGCCGGGUCACAUUAAUCAUACGUCAACCACUCAUUUUUGAUAUCUGCGUACGUCGAGCAUACAGUCGAUGAUAUUUUUAAAUCGAUUAUAAUCAAUAAUGGUUAACAUAACUACAGUUUUGAUCAUACUUGUCACAGCUUUCUCAAUAACUGAUCAUCUUCUUGGACAUAUCUGGAUAGAAGCUAUAUUUAAUUUUAUAAUUUCAUUGAAUAAAUAUCAAAAUCUGGUUUUUGCUGAAGAGAUCUUCAAACGUGACAAUCGUGAUGAUCCGAAAACUAUGAUAUUGGACGCUUCUAACUAUUUUGAAGACUUUUCCAAUAAAAUUAUAAAAUUGGACAAUUUGUUUAGGCAAAUUCAUCUAGAGUCCAUUACUUUGUUUGAGGACGUGACAUCAGUGAAAGUUAUUCCGUACUGUAUCCCUGCGGUGGCUUAUAGAAAUUUUGAAAUAUGUUUUAGAGAAACCAAUAUUUGUAAUUUGGAGAAUUUGAAACUAGUAAACAUUGAAUUAGGCAGAAGUACGAUUCAUAGAAAAAAAAUAAAUCGUUUCUUAAAUGCUACACAUAAGUUCGAUGAAUUAGUGAUUAGCGGAAUUACUGAUUUUGAAGAAUAUGGUAGCCGAGAUAAAUACAACACUAGCAUUCGUGACAGUUACUUGGUAAUUUAUCGUGAUUAUGAAAAUCUAGGAAUUUUUAGCGUAGAAAUUCCCUCCCUAAAGGGUUAUUCUGAGUCUAAUACUGAUAAAUAUGUAGCACAUGCCGUAGAUAUGCACUUGAAACGUUCACAUGGCAUGAAUAUUUAUCUACCAGUCGAUGGAUUUUACGGGUUAUUGAAUCAACUAGAAAAUGAAAUAAACACUCCGUCAGUUUUUUAUCCAGAGAAUGUAACUUUUGGUUGUAGUGACUUUCCAGAAAAAGAUGUAACUAAAACUCUUGCAAUGUCCAUAAGCACCAUCAACAUGCGUUUGAAUGAACAGCUCAACUAUGAUGUAAUCAACAACGUGAAGUUUAUUGAAAUGGGUAACUCUUAUCAUACGCGAUUUGCUAUCACUUUUAAUAAACUAGCUUUUACUUCUAAAAUGUCCGUAAUAUUAAAUAAAAAAUUGAUUUUGGAUGAAGACGUGCUAGUCGAAAUAAAGAAGUUGUAUAUAGAGGUUGUCUACUACUCGCUUUAUUCUCCAGUGUACAAAGUACAUGUUGACAUUAAAGAUGGACUGAGUUUAUCCGCAGAGACAAAAAUUGAUUCUUAUUUCUAUACUCCACAUUUUAAAACAAAAUUAUCCAGUUGCAUCAAGGCAACAACUUUAAACAACUUACAGUCAACUCUUCGCCUUGUAAAACUAAAAGACUCGCUAUUAAAAAAAUUCUGGAAGUAAAUUAUAAUUUCAUUUCAUUUACAACUUAAAUUAUUGAAUAGGUAAAUAAUAUACCAUCACCACAAAAAAUGUGUAGUAGUAUUGAAACCAUUUUAAUGGUAUAGGUAUAGUCAUAACAGUAGAUUUUUGUUCCUAAAAAUUACGAUCGGGUACACGUUUAGUAUGCUAAAAAAAAUGCUUAAACUCUGAUAAUGGUCUAUAUAGGUAACCAUAAAAUAAUACACUUUCUUCAUUAAAUACCUAUCUAUGUAUAUUUAUACGUAAAAUUAAUUAAUUAAAUGUAAUAUUCUCAUUCUCUCAUGACGCUCAAAACUCAUCAAUGAUAUUGUGGGUUGAAUAAUAUUCACAAUAAAAUAUUUUGAGUUAUCUGCAUUCAAGCAAUACACGAUUUCUGCCCGAGGUUCAUCAGAAUUGACGGUUAAAAGGCAAUCUUUAUAUUUUAACAAUGCUCAAUUCGUUUAUAUAUUUAUUGGAUUUUGGUCUGUUGUAUUUGUUUUCCUUAUCAUUACCAUUAAUAUUAACUAAAUAGACUUGUAAGAAAAUACAAGGUGUAAGUAUCAGACCAAAUCAUCAACAUCUUUUCUGCAUACUGAAUGAUUAUAUCAUGUGCCCUUAAUUCGAAGCUUUCCAUUACCACACACAAAUGGGACGAUUCCGCACUGCUUUAAGUCUCGUAUCCCAUAAUCACAUACGCAGGUACCUAGUUAAAUGUAAUUGAAUACUCGUAUACAUGAUAGUUAAUAGAGAAAUUUCUUAUGUUUUAACUGUAGAAUAUUAUUAAAUACCUGUGUCUCCAUUUUGUAGUUUCGUGGUUUACAUUGAUCGUUAUAUCAAUUUUUUUGGAUACCACCAAACUAUAGCACAAGAAAUAAUUUUAUAAAAAAAUGUAUAACCAAACUCAUCAAAACGAAUAUAGAAUCUUUCCUGUGAUUAUUAGCAAAUAAUACAUUUUACCUUUACUUUUAGAAAAUAUAGGUACGUAAUAUGUUUCAUCUUUCACAUGGACUAUUGAAAGUCCACCUACAUUUGUGAAAAUAACUGAAAGUAAGUAAUAUCUGGACUGAUCUUCAACUUUAAUGCAGAUGAUUUUAUAACACCGGAAAAUUCUAAAAACCUUGUAUUUGAACCCUGGGGUAAUAUCAAAAUGUUUGUGUGUCACUUUAUCUUUUGUGGUUUUUGAUCAAUUGUGUGUGGUAAUGGGGAACGCCCCUGAUUUUGGUAUUAUUACAAUAGUCAAUUUAUUAGUUAAAUAUUAUACUGUGUAAGAAAGUAAAAUUAAAUUGUUAAACAAGUAAUAUUAUACUCCUCUAUCCAACCGUAUACAAGCACGUUGUUACUUGUUGAAGUCAUAAUAUAUGAAAAUAUCCAUACAUUAUUAUUUUAUUUCUAUAAUACUGGCAAUAGUUAAUAUUAUAUAUUUUUUUGAUAUCAAGAAAUUGAAAUAUUUAUCUAAUGCUGUAGAUAUGUUUGUAUCAUUUAAAAUGUAAUACUCAUGUGGUACCGAACAUCAUCGGCGAUUAUUAGACAUGGACGGAAAUACACAUAUUUUCUACAAAGUCGUGUUGAUCGUUGGGUGUGUAUUAUAAUAUAGAUGUUUUUUUCUAGUGAGUGGUUAUCUUAUACAUAUUAUGCACGUAAUAUAAAUUUAAAUACUUCUGGAAUAACAUAUCAUUCUCUUGGUUGGGAUGGGGAAAAAAAGAUUUUCUCCAAUAAUAUUACAAAAAAUAUAUUCCUAGAAUUUCUCACUCGAAAGUUAUCCACUGAGUUAUGACACAACUAUAUAUUAUAAUAAUUUUACCUUAUUCAGUAAGUAAUAUUUAUUUAUAAUUAAUUAAAAGGCAUAAAUACCAAUAAAAACAUUAUACAAUAUAUUAUAAGUAUUUUAAGAAGACAGUAUUAUAAAGUUAAAUUUUCAAGAAAUCUAAUAAACUAAAAGUGAAUACAAUGUUAUGUUUCAAAGGGUAAAUAUAAAGACAAUAUAAGUCAAAACUAUAGUUGAUACACUCAUUUUUAUUUUUUUAAAUAUUAUACUUGGAUAUUCAGGGUCUUGAGGGGUGGAGAAUUAUGCUUCCCUCUAGAACCAUCGAAGAGUUGAUAACGAGAAUUUAAUUCGUCCUCUUCCUCACUAAACUUAAAUUUAGUUCGGUGCCACUAGUAAAAUAUUAUAUACUUAAGCUGUAUCUAAGUAAAGCCUUUAAAUAUCUUGUUUUAUUUGUAUUGACAGAAUUUCCAAACAUAUUCAAAGCUAACUUGUACAGUUGUACAAAAUAUAUUUGUAUAAUACUCGCUUAUUUCAUACUUAUUAAUAAUCUGUAAUUUAUUUUAAAUUUAAAACAAGAAUUAUUAUUGUAUCAAUGUACCUAUAUGAUUUUCACAUGUCAUUAAAAUAAUAACCAAUAAAUUACCUCAA
Messenger RNA from Metopolophium dirhodum (rose-grain aphid), 3921 nucleotides. RefSeq lists its product as uncharacterized. The record is from RefSeq and is a predicted model, not a curated record. The coding region runs from base 237 to 1511 and encodes 424 amino acids. Lineage: Eukaryota; Metazoa; Arthropoda; Insecta; Hemiptera; Aphididae. The transcript has 4 exons.